Pimephales promelas (fathead minnow) is the source of this 1094-nucleotide messenger RNA. It is a transcript of the gene rhoub, whose product is annotated as ras homolog family member Ub. Gene Ontology annotation, molecular function: GTP binding; GTPase activity. Lineage: Eukaryota; Metazoa; Chordata; Actinopteri; Cypriniformes; Leuciscidae. Gene Ontology annotation, biological process: small GTPase-mediated signal transduction. The record is from RefSeq and is a predicted model, not a curated record.
UUCUUCUCUCACUCCUUGCUCAGCUGUUGAAGUGUGUGAGACGUCCGUAUUUUUUCGUGGAGAUACUGAGUUAUUUGGACUUAUGAAACUGACUGUUUAUGUGCGCAGUAGCGGAUCAAGCGCAUUUUACGCAGUGCUCAUAGCGCCCGCUUGUUGAUAAAGUGCCCUUAUUGAUGUGUUUUUUCUCGGGUCACUCCAUCAGGAGUGUGCGAUACACCUGCGGUCCGGUCGAGCAGCGCGUUUGAACGCACAUGGAUUACAGUCACCUGAUGGCGCCUCCGGUGCCCCCACACAAACCAAGAUCCCCCCGGCCCGCGCACUGCCAGGGGCGGCUGUUGAAGUGCGUGUUUCUCGGGGACGGAGCUGUGGGGAAAACCAGCCUGAUUGUCAGCUACACAACCAAUGGAUAUCCAACAAAAUACGUCCCGACAGCGUUUGACGAUUUCUCAGCGGUCGUACAGGUGGAUGGUCAACCAGUGAGACUGCAGCUUUGUGACACUGCUGGACAGGACGAAUUCGACAAGUUGCGUCACUUCUGCUACACGCGGACUGACGUACUCCUGUUGUGCUUCAGCGUCGUCAGCCCCGCUUCCUUCCAGAACAUUGGUGAAAAAUGGGUCCCGGAGAUCCGACGGCGUUGUCCUCUCACACCUGUGCUGCUGGUUGGCACCCAGUGUGACCUGAGGCAAGAUGUCAAGGUCCUCAUCGAUCUGGCACGGCGCCGAGAGCGACCUGUCCUGGAAGAGGACGCCCGCGCCCUGGCGGACAAAGUAGGAGCGGUGGCCUACGUCGAAUGCUCCUCGCUCACACAGAAAAACCUGAAGGACGUGUUUGACGCCGCCAUCUCCGUGGGGCUGCGAAACUCCGACAGAAGAGCCAGACGAGAACGGAAGGUCCACAGCACUGCUGAUAAAAUGAAAAUGCUCUCAAAGUCGUGGUGGAAGAAAUAUAUCUGCAUACAGUAGCAAAGGUCAAGCCAAUCUUCUGAGGCAUGAACAAUGUGAUAGACUCUGGUUUAGCUUCACGCUCCUCAAGUGGAUGAUGUUCAGUUGGUAACAGAUCAACCAAGAACAGUGUUGCUGCUGUAAGGACGA